CUAAAAGAAGGCGGCAUUUUGACUGCGCAAUCUUUUUUCGCUUUACUCUCUGAGUGUAAUGAAUCUGUUCAAAGUCAUUUUGGUGGCUGCAAUUGCUUUACUUUUCCCAAGCUGUGUAACUGCUUGUACUACGAAUGAGAGAGCUCAUCGUGAUUUGAUUAACAGUUUAAAAACAAGCGAUUAUGUCAAAUAUGUUAUGAAUUUAACUGAUCGUGGUUGUUUUGUUCACAAAGACCCAUAUGCUUCUCGGUCACAACCGAUAGAAUAUGGUGGCAGGAUUCUUGAUCCCAAUACACAUGCGCGUAUCCUGGAAAUUUUAAGCAUUAGCCUCACUAAUGGUGCUCGUGCUUUAGUUUUAGAGUCAGGUAGUGGAUAUCUCUCAGCAUGUCUUUCGAUUAUGACUGGUCGUAAUGGCGUCACUAUAUCCGUUCCUCCCAGCAAUCAGUUGUUAUCUUUGGCCAAGAAUAAUAUUCAAAGCUGGGCAAAACAUACGAAAACACUUCAGAGUUUACGCUUAAAGCCGGGGGAACAAAUUAAAUUUAUGAACAGGGGUGAUAAACAGGCUUGGUUAUCUAGUGGACCAUACAAUGGUAUCUUUGUUCACAAUACGGGAGGAGGAAUUUCUGUGGCCGAACUAGCAAACACGCUAAAAGUAGGCGGUCGCCUAGUUGGCUUGGAAGGAGAUUUCGGGGGACAGCAAGAAUUGUUUAUGAUAGAGCAUUAUCCAAGAGGUUCCCUUCGACGGGUAUCUAUAAUGACUUUCACAGGUGUUGCUUCACCUGACAGUUAUUACCCUGUGACGCAAGACACAACCAUCUCGGACGAAUUCCAGUUUGCAUCAAUACAAGUUAAAUGUAUUCCAGACAGUAGAGUACUCAUAUCACUUUGUAUUACCAUCGUCUUAUUCAUCUCAUUAUUCUGACAAUCAGAUGUGUUCAUUAUUGAAACAUUCUCAUCACAUAUAUACCCUUCACACUGUGAACAGAAUUAAGACUUGUGAAAUUUAUCUUAUUUUCAAAACAAAAAAAAAUACAAAUCAUGUCUUGUCUACUUCAUUGAUACUCAGUAUUUGUUGUAGAUCAUUUAUCAUUUCAGUGUUCAUUCGAUACAACUUGAUGUGUAUAUUUGAACAUUGAUUUCGUGUAUUCUUUAUUUCUUUCGCUGAAGCUGUCCUACUCACAAUAAUGUCCUUUCAAUCUCCUCUCAAAUUAGUGAUAAAAAUUUACUGUUUUUCAACUUGAUUACAAUUUCUUUUCAAAUUUUGUGCAUCCUGUAAUCUCAUUAUGCAUGAAUGCAGAAACAAA
This is a messenger RNA of Trichobilharzia szidati, 1304 nucleotides long. Lineage: Eukaryota; Metazoa; Platyhelminthes; Trematoda; Strigeidida; Schistosomatidae. The record is from the annotation of a GenBank genome assembly.